This is a messenger RNA of Acaulospora morrowiae, 785 nucleotides long. The record is from the annotation of a GenBank genome assembly. Lineage: Eukaryota; Fungi; Glomeromycota; Glomeromycetes; Diversisporales; Acaulosporaceae.
AAGCUUUAGACAUGGCCGUUGGCAAGAACAAACGACUUAGUAAGGGAAAAAAGGGAUUGAAAAAGAAGAUUGUUGACCCUUUCACCCGAAAGGAUUGGUAUGAUGUCAAGGCCCCAUCUAUUUUUGCAAUUAGGAGUAUCGGUAAGACCUUAGUUAACCGAACACAAGGUCUAAAGAAUGCCAAUGAUGCAUUAAAAGGUCGCGUUUUUGAAGUUUCGCUGGCCGAUUUGAAUAAAGAUGAGGAACAAGCAUACCGAAAGAUCAAGCUCAGAGUUGAUGAAGUACAAGGCAAAAAUCUAUUGACCAACUUUCAUGGUAUGGAUUUUACUUCUGACAAACUGAGAUCACUGGUCCGAAAGUGGCAGUCCCUCAUUGAAGCACACGUUGAUGUCAAGACCACUGAUGGCUACCUGUUACGUCUCUUCGCUAUUGCUUUCACCAAAAGGCGACCAAAUCAGAUCAGUAAGACCAAUUACGCCCAGUCAUCUCAAAUUCGUCAAAUUCGCAGGAAGAUGUUUGAUAUCAUGACUCAAGCGGCUACUUCGUGUGAUUUGAAAGAAUUGGUGCAAAAAUUUGUGCCCGAAUCAAUUGGUCGUGAGAUAGAAAAAGCUUGCCAAGGAAUCUAUCCACUUCAAAAUGUAUACAUCCGAAAGGUGAAGAUCCUCAAGAGUCCUAAAUUUGACAUUCAAAAGUUGUUGGAGUUACAUGGGGAUAAUACUGACACUGGUUCUAAAGUGGGUGGUGGAAAAGAUUUCAAAGAGCCUGAAAUUCAGGAAUCAGUUUAA